Vigna angularis (adzuki bean) is the source of this 2152-nucleotide messenger RNA. RefSeq names its product coiled-coil domain-containing protein SCD2. The record is from RefSeq and is a predicted model, not a curated record. The coding region runs from base 248 to 1987 and encodes 579 amino acids. Lineage: Eukaryota; Viridiplantae; Streptophyta; Magnoliopsida; Fabales; Fabaceae. The transcript has 17 exons. Gene Ontology annotation, biological process: cytokinesis by cell plate formation.
AUUUAUCCACGUUAGGGAAGGAACUCUGACAAAAUAAAAGCCACGUAUUCUCCCGAGUCUUCUCUUUAGCGGACCUAUUACGAUGAACCGACGCCGUUUCGUCCAACACACCCGCGCUCGAUUCUAACGGAACAAAGUCUCCGACUAUUCCUCCCAAUUUCCCCUUCGAUUUUCCCGAGAAAAUCUCGCUCUGAGAAAAUCUAGCUCAGUCACCGCGACACUUAUAUAUCCACAGCACUGUAUACUCAUGGAUCGGAGGAGAAACGCGAGUCCUGUUUACGCGCGGCAGUGGAGUGGUGGUUCCAGCAGCACCGGCUCGUCGUCACCGGCGAUGUCUCCGGCUCAUCCUCAGUCGCGCCUCGGUGCUUCUUCUACCGGUCUCUCCACCGUCAAGCGCACGCAAAACGUGGCUGCCAAAGCCGCCGCGCAGCGCCUCGCUCGUGUCAUGGCGUCUCAGAACGCCAUCGUCGACGACGGUGAAGAUGAAGACGAUCUCGAUUUCCGGUUCAGCGCUCCGCCUCCUGCGUCUCUUUCUUCUUUCUCCAGCAACGCCAGCAGUAACAGGAGCACCAGCACGAAUGCCUCCACUAUUCCUCCGAUUUCGGUCGCCAGGCCUAACAGAUCUCCUUCUCCUGCGUUAGGUCGGAACUUUGUAGAGCAUACUCAUUCGGUUCGUUCAACAUCAGCUGGAAGAUCGGGGGUUUCUGUUCGUUCAGCGGCAGUGGUGCCACCGACCAAAUCCACACUCCGAACUCCAAUGGCUAUACCUCCUAUUGACCCUCCUACUAAUCGGAAUAGAGAGAAAAGUGAUGGUUUCAGGUUUCCAUCAGAUAUAUCUAUCAGGCCCCUUAACUCAAAAGACACAGGAGACCAGCGUGAAGCGUCUGCACUCCGUGAUGAACUUGAUAUGCUACAAGAAGAGAACGAGGCUUUAUUAGAAAAGCUAAGACAAGCAGAGGAAAAACGCCAAGAAGUGGAGGCUAGAAGUAGGGAACUUGAGAAACAGGUUGCUUCCCUUGGAGAAGGUGUAUCCCUGGAAGCUAAACUGUUGAGCAGGAAGGAAGCUGCUUUGCGUCAAAGAGAGGCUGCUCUCAAGGCUGCUCAACAAACACAGAGUGGGAGAGAUGAGGACAUCACUGCCCUUCGAGUGGAAAUUCAGAACCUAAAAGAUGAUGCUGCAGCAACUUUGGAGCAGCAGCAAGAAGCCGAAGCUGAAGCAAAGGCUCUUCGCACAAUGACUCAGAGAAUGAUAUUGACCCAAGAAGAAAUGGAGGAAGUUGUCCUAAAGAGAUGUUGGCUAGCCCGCUACUGGGGUCUUGCUGUAAAACAUGGCAUAUGUGCAGAUAUAGCACAAUCCAAGCAUGAACAUUGGUCUUCUCUGGCUCCUCUUCCUUUUGAACUUGUCAUCUCGGCUGGACAGAAGGCUAGGGAAGAAUCUUGGAACAAAAGUGGCGAUGGUCCAGAUAGAAGCAAACUUGUUCGUGAUUUGAAUGAUCUUGCUGGGGAAGGAAAUAUUGAGAGUAUGCUUUCAGUGGAGAUGGGUUUGAGGGAACUUGCUUCCUUAAAGGUUGAGGAUGCUGUUGUGCUUGCAUUAGCCCAACACAGACGACCAAAUACGGUUCGACAGACUGUUUUAGAUUCCAAGUCACAAGGCGAUGCUAAAUAUUCAGAUGCAUUUGAAUUAAGUGAAGAGGAAGCAGAAGACGUUCUUUUCAAAGAGUCAUGGUUAACCUAUAUCUGGAGAAGAGCUCUGUUUCAUAGUGUGGAAGAAGAUAUUGCAGAAGAGCGACUUCAAUAUUGGAUUGCCCGCAGUAGGCAGGCACCAACUUCACAUGAUGCUGUUGAUGUUGAGCGUGGCUUGGUGGAGUUGAGGAAGCUAAGUAUAGAACCGCAACUUUGGGAAGCAUCUCGGAAGGGAAUUGAUCAGCCCCAUGGGUCAGCAGAUGCUAAUCAUAAGCCUGCCACCGACUCUGAUGCCUCAUCCUGAUUGUCUGGGCCCCUUAGUUCUUAAUUGAUUCUUUGUCCUAUAUGUAUAUUUUUUGUUUUGUUUUCUACACAAGUUUUUCAUUCUGUAAACAUUUCAACAUUAUAUUCGGGAAUACAAAGAAAGCAAGAAUCUUUACAUUGCACCAGAAGCAGUGGGUUGUGAUAA